AUGGGGAGCCGCCCCGCCCCAGGGUUCCCGAGAACCACGUCAGCUGGGUACCGGCUGCCCUUGACCAGACUGUCAGCCUUGGACUCUUCCACGGCCCAGGGUGGCCCUGCGGUGGGCAGGGGUCUCGCCGGCAGUCGCCAAGCCCCCCAAGCCGCAGAAGCAGAGCGGUUGGGCAUGGGGACAAAUGGUGUGAGGCAGGAUCAGCUGUGGAGGGAGCUCGUGGAGGCCGAGAGGAGGGGCCAACAGCGCUGGGCUCAGCACUGGAGUUUCCUGAAAGACUAUGACCCCUUGGGCAACAGGAAGGAGCCUGUGCAGCCGCCGGAGCAUGUGUCUCUCUUUUCCGACACAGUCCCCAACUCUGCCAACCAGGUGGUGGGCAGCAGGGUGAACACGCCCCUGGGGCAAACCCUCAUCGGGAUGGACUUCUUCUGUGUGGGCGGAGUCCGGAAGAAGAAGCUGGAAGCCGAGCUGCAGCCCGUGUAG
Molecule: messenger RNA, 483 nt
Organism: Enhydra lutris kenyoni (northern sea otter)
Lineage: Eukaryota; Metazoa; Chordata; Mammalia; Carnivora; Mustelidae
Gene: CIMIP5
Product: chromosome unknown C2orf50 homolog
Exons: 3
Coding region: 1-483 (160 amino acids)
Source: RefSeq, a predicted model, not a curated record